Messenger RNA from Nerophis lumbriciformis (worm pipefish), 6171 nucleotides. NCBI's taxonomy places the organism in Eukaryota, Metazoa, Chordata, Actinopteri, Syngnathiformes, Syngnathidae. The record is from RefSeq and is a predicted model, not a curated record.
CUGGAGCAGUAGUUCAUGGAAGACAAGAAAAGGAAGAAAGAAGACAAAAGGAAAAGGGAAGCCUCUCAGAAGGUUACAGAGCAAAAGAACAAAGUACUAGAUUUGACCAAGCAGGCAUCUGCCCAUCCUCCUGCCACUCAGAGCAUCUCUGCCUCCCCCAGCCCUGGACCCAUCCCUUCUGCAUCACCGUCUCCAGCCACUUCAGGCCCUGGCUGUGCUGCCGCCCAGUCACAGGGUGGUAACAAUGCCAAGCGCCUCGCUGUGGCCAACGGACAGCCCGCCUCCGCCGCCAGUUCUUCCUCUGCCGCAGGCAGCGCAAGCGUUCCAGGAAACGGGAAUACAAGUAGCGGAGGUGCGGGCCAGCAGCAACCUCGCUAUAUGCCGAGAGAAGUGCCACCGAGAUUCCGCUGCCAGCAGGACCAUAAAGUGCUACUGAAAAGGGGUCAGCCGCCACUGUCCUCCAUGCUGCUGGGAGGGGGAGGCGGAGGAGGAGCAGGGGAAGGCCCCAAUGCAAACACAGCUGCUGUCUCAGACUCUGGUGUGGCUACCUCCUCAUCAGCUCUCACCUCAUCAUCCGUUGCUGCUUCGACCACUACUUCUAAUUAUGCAAAUUCCAUGUGGGGCACAAGCUUAGGCAGCCAGGCCUCCUCUCAGGGCAGGGAGAAGGUGAUUGUAGAUGGGAAUGACCUGGAAGAGUGGCCCAGCAUUGCUGGAAGUGAUGGUGGAGGAGCCUCUUUCACUGUGGCUGGAGGGGGGAGCGGCGGAAGCAGCAGCACCAACAACGGGAUGCCUGUGAAUAGCACCAGUGCCUCUGGCAGCCAGUCCACUUCCUUGUUCUCUUUGCCCAAUGAAUGUACGCAGUCGUCCAGUAGUGUGGCGUGGGGGACGGCUGCCGCCCAGGGCCAUGUUGGAGGAGGAAACGCAGUAGCUUCAGCUGGGCCUGUAUUACAGCAGUCCUCCAAAGCCGCCACCGUGCCGGGAAGCCACGAUGCCGGUGGCCUCGUCGAUGGCAGCGGUGGGAUUCCGGGUGCCAACUUUAAUCCAAAUGCCAACCCUUCGGCCUGGCCAGCCUUAGUGCAACAGGAUGGGCCUGGUGUCGCAGGGGAAGGAGGCUCAUCUUCCUUCCAUCAUCAGGGUCCCGCGGGGACUGUAUCUGCCAACAAUUCUGCUUCCGUAGGGCUAAAGGCUGGGCCGGUCGGGGUGCUAGGGGGUCACCAAGCUUUGUCUGUGAAUCAAUCAAGCACUCAUCAGCACCAACUUCACCAAAUGCAAUCCAGAGACAGAGAGAUGGGAGCGGGGAAGUGGGAUAGUGAAUCAGCGGGACCAAAAAUUGCAGGAGAGGAAGGAGUCGCGGGAGGAACAGGAGGUGGCGGGGACCACAAUCUUUCUUCCUCGUGGAGGGGCCAGCCCUCUUACCCUGCAUCCAAUUCCAAAAUGGGUGCCUCAAGGACUGACGGAUGGGAGGGCAGAGACGGUGGCGUGGGGGCAUACAGAGCUGCUGAAGGGGAUAACGGGUCCGCGGGUUGGGGUUAUCCGGGGGCCUCUGGUGGGGUUAAUACAUGGGGUAGUGCUAAAACUGGAGCAAAUGAUAGUCAAACUGGGGUAUCUCAGGGAGGGUGGGGGACAUCCGGAGUAGGAGCGGAAAAAGGGGUGUCUAGUGUCGACUGGGGUGCGAGUUCGUCUGGAGCUAAUCCCGGAGAAGUCACGGGAGGAGCCUGCAGUAGUAACAGCAGCAGUAGCGGAUGCAGCACAGCUGGCAAUCCACCUGUCACCUCAACUAUUAUGAACAGAGCUUGGGACAAUCAGAAAGGAGAAGGAGAAACAGGGGAGUGGUGUGAGCACGGAGCACGUGGAGGAUCUUUAUCCAGUGGUGGCAAUUCCAGAUCCGAAAGGGAAUAUAACGGCAGUCGUCCCCGGCGUCAGCCACCUGAUACUGAAGCUGCCUUACAGAACCUGCUCAGCCGUCCUGAUCUCGAUCCACGGGUACUCUCAAACACAGGCUGGGGCCAAACGCAGAUUAGACAAAACACAGCUUGGGAUCUUGAUAAUCAAGCGGAACACAAUAAGAGUGCGAAACACUCAGCCUCUCUGGGAAAUUCUUCUCAGUAUUCCUCUGCACCCAGACUCCUGACCGGUGAUUCUAACGGACCUGGGGUCCACCCUCCCUUGCUUUCAUCUGCCGGCUCCUCUGGAGAGGGCUGGGAGACGAGCAGCAGCAGCAGUAGCAGUGGUGGAGCCUCUUUAACCGGUAGAGCCCCACCUCCGUCAGGCCCCAAUAUGAGUAAUCUUGGCGUCUCACAAUCUGCUCCCGUGGUCACAGGAGGUACCGGCGGUGGGUCGGGACCGCUAGGACAUAACCAGCCAGGGAAAGCCACUGGCUGGGGUACGGGAGGAAUGGGUGCUGUGGAUAAUCAGGAGACCAAAGGGUGGGGCAAUGAAGAAUGGAGAACCAAUAGAGGAAACGGGAGUGGUUGGGGCGGUUUGGGGCAACAAGGUAACCCAAGCUGGGGAGGAAAUGACGAGAGGGGAGCUGGGUGGAAAGAAAUGGGUGGGGAAGGGCGAGGAAGUGGGUGGGGCUCAGGGCAGAAGGUUGGGACAGGUAGGGACUGGGGCGAGCAGGAUUCCAAAUCUAAUAGCAGCGGGGGUUGGGAAGGCGAAUCGAAGAGCGGAGGGAGGAACUCAGGUGGGGAUUCGGGCGCGGGCGGUUGGGGAAGCUGGGACGACGAAACUCCACGGAGAACAUGGGGCGCGGGAGGGAGCGGAGCGGUCGGAGUUCCUGGCUCCAAAGCCCAUCAAAGCUGGAGCGGAGGAAAUAAAAUGCAUCAGAUGCCAAACAGCCAGUCAGGCUCAAUCACAGGCCUACAGGCACAACUGCAACAGCAACAAUCACAACCCCGUAAUCAGCCUCCACAGCUGCAACAAGCAUUGGACCAAGGGGCUAUGCAAGGGGGCACUGGGAGAAAAGCAAUCUCCCAAACCCAGAACCAAAGCUCAGGCUGGACCUCGGGGCCCAUCCCGGCAUGUCACGGAAGUGGAUCCGAACCCAGCGGUUGGGAGGAACCCUCCCCGCAGUCUUUAAGCAGGAAAAAUGAAAUAGACGACGGAACAUCAGCGUGGGGAGACCCGACACAUUACAACUACAAGCCAGUUAAUCUGUGGGACAAGAACAGCAACCCCGCUGGUCAGACUCCACAACAACAGGGACCUUCACCUCCGACACAGCAGCUAAACAGACCUGCUGCGGGACCUCCGGGUAGCAGGGACUUCAACACUGCACACGGACAAGGAAAGGCCACAACAAUUGGUUCUUCAGGUUGGGGUGGUACGCCUCCAGCGAGUCCCACAGUAGAUAAUGGCACAGCUGCGUGGGGAAAACCUACAGAUGCACCUUCUGGCUGGGGGGAACCUGAUGACGCCGUGGGAAAAACAGGAUGGGGAAACCCGCCUCCCAAUUCCCUCAAAUCUGGCUCAAAGUCUAUGCAGGACAGCUGGGGGGACAAAGAUGGCUCUGUGACAGCGUCACGUCACUCGAGCUGGGAGGAAGAGGAGGAGGGCGGGAGCAUGUGGAACAGCGCCGGCUCCCAGGGUAGCGGGUCGUCUUGGGGACAGGGUAGCACUGGUGGCUGGGGACAGAGCCACAAUGUCAAGAAGGCUAGCAACAAGGGCCCGCUCAAGGUUGGUGGAGAUUCCUGGAUGAACCCAAUCAACCGACAAUUUUCAAAUAUGGGGCUUCUGAAUGAUGAUCAGACCGGACCAAACAUCGACCUGGCAUCAGGCGCUCUCCAGGAGAAAAAAGUAGAUAUGGAGAAACGAGCCAUGGGAAUGAUGGAUUACAACGGAGACAUGAGGAAAGGAAGAGGGGGAGGCGGCAUGGCUUAUCGUUCACCCGUUUCCAAAGAGGCAGCACCUGGGGAUACUGUUUCUUUUUAUGACAAGACCUUGCUCUUGAACAAUCAGGAUGGGUACCUUGGGGAGGACGCUCCUUGCUCUUUGUUCUCACCACCCACUGCCUUCAAGCCCCAUUCCCUCUUCAAUCACACUAUCCCCUUUAGACAAGGUGGCCACAGUCUCCUUGGCAGUAGUGGAGGGAUGUCUCAGCCCAGACACCAGCCAACCAAUGUUCCACCCGUGAACCAGUCCCCAGGGAUACGAGCACAAGUGCCUCAUCAGUUCCUGUCACAGCAGGUGCCAGGCUCCAUGCUGAAGCAGAUGCCCCCUCCCAGCGGGAGCGUGGGGGGUGUUGGUAAUGUUGGAGGAGUGGCGGGAGUCGGCGGCGGUGUGUUCCCUCCGCAGCUAUCCCCCCAGCAUAUUGCCAUGCUCAGCAGCAUUUACCCACCGCACAUCCAGUUUCAAUUGGCUUGUCAGCUCCUCCUCCAGCAGCAACAGCAGCAGCCUCAACAGCAGCUGCUGCAAAACCAGAGGAAGUUCACGCCGAAUGUGCGGCAGCAAGCUGACCCUCAACAGUUGGCCAGGAUCAUGGCCAUACUCCAGCAACAACGGCAGCAACAGCAAGUCGGGAGUUUGGGUGGAAACAUCAAACUCUCCCCCUCCCACCAUGGAGGAAGUGGUGCCAAAUUACAUGGGGCGGACUCCCUGCCCCACCAUGGCCUGGCGGGAUCUGUGGCUGACCUGCACCAGAAAACGCUUGGACCCUACUCUAGCUUUAGUUCUGGUAUGAACCUCACAGGUCUGGACCUGGGUGGCUCCGCGGUCGGGGCGCCUGGCACUAUCAAGGACAUGGGAGGUCAACAAUCUCGCUUCAAAUGGAUGAUGGAGGGGCACUCCUCCCCAGACACAUCAUCACCUGAAAAUGCAUUCCACAAAAAUGGUCCAGUCACCCCCAUGAAGAUGCCGGGGGGCACCCCCUACUCACAGUACGAUAUGAUUGUCGGAGACGCACAAGGCAGCACCAAUUGGCAUCGCACUCCUGGCAAGAUGAGUACCAAGCCCAGCACCACGCCCAGUUGGCCCCCAGAGUUCCAGCCUGGCGUUCCCUGGAAAGGAAUCGAUCGGGUUGACCCCGAAUCGGAUCCUUACAUGACGCCAGGGAGCAUGAUGGGAAACACCGCCUCUCCAGGCCUCAAUGACACUGAGCACCAGUUGUUACAAGACAAUACCGAUUCCAUCCCUCCCCUCAACACCUUACUGCCUUCACCGGGUGCCUGGCCCUACAGUGCCUCAGAUCCCCUUAACAACGCACAUAACUCAGCAAAGUACACAGACUAUAAGACUGGAUGGCCCCCCGAGCCCAUUGGACACAAGUCUUGGAAAGCCAGUCGCGGUAGCAACCAGGCGCAGCUGUCCCGCCCACCUCCGGGCUUAGCCAGUCAGAAACAGAUAUCGCCUACGCCGUGGUCUGGCGGUGCCCCCCGACUCACCGGCAGAGGGUGGAGCAGUGGCUCAGGCACCGCUGGCACAGCGUGGAGCGAUGGCAGCUCUCGGGAAGGUUGCUGGUUGGUGCUCAGCAAUCUCACACCACAGAUUGAUGGCUCCACGCUUCGAACCAUCUGCAUGCAACAUGGCCCGCUGCUGACCUUCCACCUGGGAUUGACCCAGGGCAGUGCACUUAUCCGUUAUGGUUCCAAACAGGAAGCAGCCAAGGCCCAGAGUGCCCUCCACAUGUGUGUUCUGGGCAACACCACCAUCUUGGCCGAGUUUGUGAGUGAAGAGGACGUGGCCAGAUACAUUGCACAUUCCCAGGCCGGAGGGUCGGGGAACGGCAGCGCUAGUUCAGGCGCUACUGUCCCUCCGUCCUCUGCGGCGGGGACUAAAGAAAGCGCGGGAGCCUGCGAGCUUACGCCGGCGGCAUCGGCAGCAGGAGGCGGCGGAACAGGGGGCGGCGGCGAGGGAGGCUCUUCGGCAGGUACGACCGUGCCGGCCGGACAUUCGGAAUCCACGUGGCAGAGCUUGGAAGGCGCGGGCAGCUCGUCAGAACAGUCCGCCGCGCCCGGUUUGGGCAUCUUCUCCCAGUGGAGCAGCAACAGCGCCAACGUGGUGGCGGCCGGAGGGGUGGAGGCGGGAAGGCAAGGUUUAUGGGGGGGUAUGAGCGGGGCGGGGUACCCCAGCAGUAACCUGUGGGGAUCGCCGGCACUUGAAGAUCGCCAUCAGAUGGGAAGCCCGGCUUCACUGCUGCCAGGGGACCUUCUGGGAGGCGGGGCCGACUCAGUCUGA